AUGGUCACGGAAGUUGGGUUGGGAACUAGAGGUCUCGGAACAGAGGGGUCACGGAACACAGGGGUCACGGAAACAGAGGGUUCACGGAAACAGAGGGGUCACGGAACACAGGGGUCACGGAAACAGAGGGGUCACGGAGGUCACGGAACACAGAUCCGAUGGUGUCCAAUAAGCAGUAACAAUGCCAACAACAACGAUUUUGACAAUGUCGAUGUCAAGGACGAUGACGAUGACGAUGACGAUGACGAUGACGAUGACGAUGACGGUGACGAUGAUGGUGGCGAUGGCAAUGGCAAGUUUAGAGAGAUACCCAAAGCAAAUAGUUUCAGAACAAGCACAUAA
Tremella mesenterica DSM 1558 is the source of this 342-nucleotide messenger RNA. RefSeq lists its product as uncharacterized. The transcript is spliced from 2 exons. The coding region runs from base 1 to 342 and encodes 113 amino acids. The record is from RefSeq and is a predicted model, not a curated record. Lineage: Eukaryota; Fungi; Basidiomycota; Tremellomycetes; Tremellales; Tremellaceae.